Talpa occidentalis (Iberian mole) is the source of this 530-nucleotide messenger RNA. Its product is annotated as COX assembly mitochondrial protein 2 homolog. Lineage: Eukaryota; Metazoa; Chordata; Mammalia; Eulipotyphla; Talpidae. Gene Ontology annotation, cellular component: mitochondrion. The transcript has a single exon. Bases 54 to 293 code for a protein of 79 amino acids. The record is from RefSeq and is a predicted model, not a curated record.
GAGUGGCCGCGUGUUGGGUUUGUUCUGCUGUGCUCCAUCACCUUCACCUAAAGAUGCAUCCUGACUUAUCUCCACACUUGCACACUGAAGAAUGCAACGUCUUGAUUAACUUGCUUAAGGAAUGUCACAAAAAUCACAGCAUUCUGAAAUUUUUUGGCCAUUGCAAUGAUCUUGACCGGGAGAUGAGAAAAUGCUUGAAGAAAGAGUACAUGGAAAAAAGGACCAAGAGCAGGGAGCAUGGCAAUGCAAUGAGAAAGAGAAUUUUUAAUCCUGCAGAGGAAUCUGAAAAAUAAGAUUAUAUUUUCAUUGGAUACCUAAGAGAAGAUCUAAAGACUCUUACUUGAUAGCUGAAAGAAUCCUAUCUCCAGAAUCCUCUGAAUGGAAAGUGACCCAUGUGAAAUCAAGCCAUGGAGGAGUUCAGAAAGUCUGGGUUCUCAGUAUUCAUGGGGCAGCAAAUCUAACUUCUAACAUGUUUCUUUCUACUGCCUACAACUAGAUAACAUUCAAGUAAUUUAUCUUCCUUAAUAAAA